ACAACAUUCUAGCUCUUCUCUUUUCUCCAUCCAGGUCCCACAGCGCGUAUCUUCUAUUCUACAGGAAACAGACAAGUGUGACAUCAGGUGGACGACAGACCUCAGCUCCUAUAUAUCACGGUUUAUUGAACCAAGGAGAAUCGAGUUACCUGAACAGUUUGCUGCAGGUGCUGUUCAUGACCAGAGAGUUCAGAGAAGCUGUGGACCGGUACAUCAUGACUCUUAGAGUCUUGCUUAGAGACUUACACAGACACACAGUCGACGCCUGUGACAUCAUAACCAAGCUGCUCACCACAGUGUUUGAGGAACAGGAAGCUGCUGAGGACGUCCAGAGGAUCUCAUUUCCCAACAUGCAUCAGGCUUCACAGUCCCAGACCAGAUGUUGUAAAUGUGAGACAGGGAGAAGCAGAGAAUCACCACUUUGGCAUCUUCCUCUCACACUGAUGGAUUCAAACAGUGAAGAAUAUAGUUUGGAGGACGGACUGAAGCAGUCUCUCACUGACCAGGUGUCCUGUGAACGGUGCUGUUCCACAAUUGAUGUCAUCACUAAAUGUGAGGUGAAGCAUCAUCCAGAGGUUUUAGUUCUGCUGCUGAAGAGGUUUGACUUUAACAAUAGUAACAUGACGUUUGUCAAAAACAACCGAGCAGUGAAGAUUACUCGCACUUUACAGAUCUCAGAGAAUCAGACGUAUGAGCUUUAUGCUGUCGUGGAUCAUGUGGGUGAACUCAAAGAUGGACGUCAUGCAGUGAUUGUGUCUCUUAAUGAUGGUCGAUGGUACAACUACCAUAAUAACACACACAUAUCGCCGUUCCAGCACAGUGACACUGAGACUUCCCAGACGGUUCAUCUUCUUUUCUACAGGAAACAAAGAACUGAUACUUUUAGUCAGGACAUCAGGGAGUUGUUCACUUGUGAAGGUGUCCUGCCUGCUACAAGUGACACCAACCAGAGUCCAUGUACUGAGACUAUGAGACAGAAAGAAGAGUUUAAAGAAGCUGUAGAAGAUGAUGAAGACGCUGCAGAAACUGGUUUUACUGGUGAAAAUGAAGAAACGCUAAUCAAAGUCUAUGUUGAGCCAGGGAAGCCUGAAGCUCAUGAGUGUAAUGUGGAGGAUCAGGACAGUGGAGCUGAUGUCAGACAACAUGAACCACACAUUGAGGAGGACAGAGAUGGAAACAAGCCAGGAAAUAAUGAGACACAAUGAUGAGAACGGGAGGAGAAACGGAGAAACUGACGACCUGACAGAUAAAACAGAGCAGAGGAUCAGGAUGAUGACGGUGUAGAUGACAAGACAACAUGUAAUCUGGAAUCAGAAAUCGGAUAUUUACCAGCUCCAAUGAGCGCGUCCCACCUGCAUGUCCCAUCCAAGUGUGUCCCUGCUGCAGCAGGAUGCCACAGCACAACACAGAGUGUAAAAACGUGGUCUGUCCUCGCUGUAAGUGGGAGUUUUGUUUUGUGUGUCUGAAGCUCACUGACGACUGUCUGAAUCUGAGGAUUGACCUUAAAUAUCAAACUAUAAAUAACAUUUAUAGUGAAGAAUUUGAGCCAUGUUAUAGACGUGUGGCUCCCAGACAGACGUCUAUACCUGUGUGGAGGAAUUCAUGAUGGCGCAGCAGCUAAAGUGAUGAGCUUCAGUUUUUCUUUGAAAUAUUGUUUCUUAAUAUUAACUGUGACUAAAUUCUUGGUUUAAACACACUGUCCUACAACAA
Molecule: messenger RNA, 1710 nt
Organism: Betta splendens (Siamese fighting fish)
Lineage: Eukaryota; Metazoa; Chordata; Actinopteri; Anabantiformes; Osphronemidae
Product: putative ubiquitin carboxyl-terminal hydrolase 41
Exons: 12
Coding region: 177-1205 (342 amino acids)
Biological process (GO): protein deubiquitination
Cellular component (GO): cytosol; nucleus
Molecular function (GO): cysteine-type deubiquitinase activity; cysteine-type endopeptidase activity
Source: RefSeq, a predicted model, not a curated record